AUGGCGGCCGUCGUCGCGGUGGCCAACUGUGGCCAGCUCAGGUCUGACCGCCAGAAGAAGCCGCGAGAUGCUCGUAGUCUGUCCGAAAGGAAUUGUGUUGAGGCUGUCUUGCUUGCCUUGGACUCUUCUGUCAUUGAGACUGACAACGAAGACAGACGAUGGAAAUCUGCGGCAUCCCGAAAGGUCCAGAGUCUACGGGUAGCCGUAGAGAUGAUAUUUCAGCGUGGCUGGUUGCUCCCGAUGCGCAGUGCAGCGCCGCAGGCCAGUGGCCCUGCGAGCACACCCGUCGAGAUGCAAGCUGCUGGCGGCCCUGGCGCUGGUUCGACGAUGACUGGACGCUCAUCGGCCAUCGUACAGAUGGCAGAUGGGCCGGUAAUGUAUCGAUACCUCACGGCCUGGUGCUUCGCUGCAUCGAUGCUAGAGCGUAGCAGGCUGGCCGAGCCGUUGUCCGCAUGGCAACGCAACGUCUCGUCGACUGAAGGCGGCUUCUCCCUUUUCUUCCCUGACUUUGGGUUCGUCCCGCUUCCGUCACGACGGUCCUAA
This is a messenger RNA of Colletotrichum costaricense, 543 nucleotides long. RefSeq lists its product as uncharacterized. The coding region runs from base 1 to 543 and encodes 180 amino acids. The transcript has 4 exons. Lineage: Eukaryota; Fungi; Ascomycota; Sordariomycetes; Glomerellales; Glomerellaceae. The record is from RefSeq and is a predicted model, not a curated record.